Messenger RNA from Sphaerulina musiva SO2202, 1200 nucleotides. RefSeq names its product WD40 repeat-like protein. NCBI's taxonomy places the organism in Eukaryota, Fungi, Ascomycota, Dothideomycetes, Mycosphaerellales, Mycosphaerellaceae. The record is from RefSeq and is a predicted model, not a curated record. Gene Ontology annotation, molecular function: protein binding. The transcript has a single exon. Bases 1 to 1200 code for a protein of 399 amino acids.
AUGUCUUCUCCCACCGACACACUGCAUCCCAAAUGCAUUGCCACGACCGGCGACGAAUUCCACCACCGGACCAGAACAUCGCACUCAUCUCACUUGUCGGAUGAGAGCUUGGUUGCAAGAAGAUCCAACAUAUUCCGAAAGGCUUUGUUUACUCCAGACGGCACUUCCAUUGUAACGCACACGGAGGACAAUUGUCUCCGGACGUUUGUGCUGCCUCCGGAACUGCUGGAUGAGAGAUAUGAGCCACUGUCGCUGAAUGCUUACGCCACUUGGCAGAGUGGCAGCAAUGUUCAAAGCUACGCCGUCUACCCAGGCUUUGAUUUACAGGACCCAACGACGACAUUUGUGCUCACUGGCAGUGCGUCCGUGCCAGUAACUCUGCGAAAUGCUCUCGACUACAAUUCGGUGCAAGCAAGCUAUCCCCUGAUCCACCGAACCACUGAAGAGUACCAGCCGCCACGAAGUCUGGCAUGGACGCGCGAUGGCUUGCACUUCCUGGUUGGCAGUGACAACUUGCUUGCUGGCUUUGAUUGCUCGCAGGCUGGACAAGGCCCGACCAUCUUUCACAAAUUGAAGGCAGGGCGAAAAUCGUCGAGUGGUCUGCAAAUGUUGCAACGCAAAGGCCUUGUUUCAUCCCUCAGCAUAAGCAAUGAUGGUCUUCUCGCUCUCGGCACUAAUGAGCGCGAGAUCGCCAUGUACGACAAUGAUGGGCUCGGCUCCUGGGUAUCUUCCUUCGAGCUUGAGGAAGGACUUGGUACCGGUAUUUCAGAUCUCAAAUGGAGUCCGUGUGGUAAGCACUUGCUCAUUGCAGAGAGGCAGAGCAAUGUCAUCCAGAUGUACGACAUUCGGAAUACGCAACAGAAAGUGGGAGAUUUGACGGGUCGGUAUGCUGCGACGCCACAGGUCAUGAACAUUGAUGUCGUGCCUACAGCCUCUGGUUACGAAGUGUGGGGCGGCAGUACAGAUGGAACGGUGCGCAUGUGGUCAAAUCCUGGAGACGAGUAUGGAGGUCAGAUGCCCUCUGCGACACUGAAGUUGCACGGGUCUCCUGUUUCGAGCGCAAUCUGGCAUCCCUCCGGAGCCAUACUUGCCACUGCGUCUGGCAGACGCUUUGACGAUACCACGUCGACAGAACUUGACAAAGAUUCAGGUCUUAGCGAUCUCAAGCAAGACAGUAGUCUCAAGAUAUGGACCGUGUGA